Messenger RNA from Pleuronectes platessa (European plaice), 1407 nucleotides. Its product is annotated as protocadherin gamma-A7. The transcript is spliced from 3 exons. The coding region runs from base 253 to 1407 and encodes 384 amino acids. Gene Ontology annotation, biological process: homophilic cell-cell adhesion. Gene Ontology annotation, molecular function: calcium ion binding. The record is from RefSeq and is a predicted model, not a curated record. NCBI's taxonomy places the organism in Eukaryota, Metazoa, Chordata, Actinopteri, Pleuronectiformes, Pleuronectidae. Gene Ontology annotation, cellular component: plasma membrane.
GUUGCUCGGGUGGAGCAUAUUAAGAACAGUGCCUCCCCAUCUUUAAACGCAAACGAGGAGAGGAGGGGACUAGAUAUAGCACACGGCGGUGUUAGAAUCGAGACUAAAACACUCAUCUCGCUUGGACUGUUCUCUUUCUUUUUUUGAGGAAUAUACCCUGACUUUGUGCUUGUUGUCGGAAUAUAUCUUUGGCUCAUUUUUUUCGACAGUUAAACAUGCAUUUCUGCCUUUAAAAUAAUAUCGAGGAGAACAAUGAAACGGCAAGUACUGUUUUUCAUCUCGCUCCUUUUUGUCGGUCCUGUGCUCGGCCAGGUCACCUACUCCGUUAACGAGGAACUGUCCGUGGGCUCUGUUGUCGGGAAUGUCGCAGAGGAUUUGGGUUUAGAUGUCGAGAGACUGAAAUCACGUAAUGCUCGUGUUUACUUCGGUGAUAGCAGAGAAUACAUCGAGCUGAAUAAAGCCAGGGGAGUCCUCCUAAUCAAAGAACAAAUAGACAGAGAAACGCUCUGCGGACAGACGAUGCCUUGCGCUCUCCAUUUCCAGAUUAUAUUAGACAAACCCAUUGAAUUUUACAGAGUGACUGUGAAAAUACUGAUCCAGGACCAGAACGACAACCCCCCUCAGGUUUUGUACCCAGUCCAGACUGGUGGCUCUCUGGUGGCUGAACUGGUGCCUCGUUCAGCAGAUGUGGGCUAUCUGGUCACUAAAGUGGUGGCUGUUGAUGUGGACUCUGGACAGAAUGCCUGGCUCUCCUAUAAACUGCAGAAAGCCACAGACAGGGCGCUGUUUGAAGUGGGCUCACAGAACGGAGAAAUAAGAACUAUCCGCCAAGUCACUGAUAAAGACGCAGUGAAACAAAGACUGAGUGUUAUAGUGGAGGACAACGGGCAGCCCUCUCGUUCAGCUACAGUCGUUGUUAACGUGGCGGUGGCGGACAGCUUCCCGGAAGUGCUGUCGGAGUUCAGUGACUUUACGCACGACAAGGAGUACAACGACAACCUGACUUUUUACUUAGUGCUGGCUCUGGCUGUAGUUUCCUUCCUCUUCAUCACGUGUGUAGUGGUUAUUAUCUCAGUGAAAAUCUACAGAUGGAGACAGUCUCGCGUCCUGUAUCACUCCAACCUCCCUGUGAUUCCCUAUUAUCCACCACGUUACUCAGACACUUUGGGGACAGGGACUCUCCAGCACGUGUACAAUUACGAGGUGUGCAGGACGACUGACUCCAGAAAGAGUGACUGUAAGUUCAGCGGAGCUGGUAGUCAGAACGUGCUGAUAAUGGACCCCAGUUCUACAGGGACGAUGCAGCGGAUACAGAAUGAAAAGAGCAUCCUGGAUGAACCAGACUCUCCUCUUGAGGUUAGACCCACAUCAUUAUUGCUAGAAAAUCAUUUUCGAGUUGUGAACUGA